AUGUCUGCAGCCGUGUUUGCCUGGAACGAACGUAGAGGGCACGAUAGCAGCCGCGUCCCACGUGGGCACAUUGUCUCCUACGGGGAGAUAAAAUUCUCCUACGCGGAGGAUGGCAGCCCUGUCCUAUGUGGACGGAAGGAUACCUACGUGGUGACGAAUUCCUCCUACGUGGAGGAUUGCAGCCGCGUCCCACGUGGACAUAACGUCUCCUACGUGGAGACGAAGUCCUCCCACGCGGAGGAUACCAGCCGCGUCCUACGUGGACACACUGUCUCCUACGUGGAGAUAAACGCCUCCUACGCGGAGGAUUACAAUCUCGUCCCACGUGGACGCAAGGUUUCCUACGUGGAGACAAGCUCCUCCCACGCGGAAGAUAGCAGCCGCGUCCCACGUGGACGCAAGGUUUCCUACGUGGAGACAAGCUCCUCCCACGCGGAGGAUAGCAGCCGCGUCCCACGUGGACGCAAGGUUUCCUACGUGGAGACAAACUCCUCCCACGCGGAGGAUAGCAGCCGCGUCCCACGUGGACGCAAGGUUUCCUACGUGGAGACAAACUCCUCCCACGCGGAGGAUACUAGCCGCGUCCUACGUGGACACACGGUCACCAUGGCGGGCGGCGGCAAGAGUGUCAGGUCGCCCUUCUCCGUGGCGCGCAAGGAGCCAAGUGCGUCCAGAGAGGAUUCUUCCUCCGAGGAAGCCGUUCACUCUGAACCCGCAGAGGCGCCAAGGGAGGGCUCGAAAGCAAGGGGUCGCAAGCGUUCCCACGCGGAACAUGGCCGAAGUGCCAGAGCCAGGAGACACAACCGAGACCCAAGCCAUUCGCAUAAUGUGCAAAGAAACCUGAGGAGGAAGCAGCGAAGGGAAGGCGACCGAAAGCAUAGACGGCAUAGGCGAACUCAUCGCAGCAGGCGGGCGAGAAGCGCGACACCUGACAAGCGCCGACGCAGUGCAAGUUCUGGACGGGGUGCAAACGCGGCCAGGCCGCCAGAACCUUCGAGUGGACCAUCGAAGACUGGAACCAAAAAAUGUUCACAUUGUUGGGCCGAGGUGACAGUGCAGCCAAGUGGGCGCGCUCAGCACCAGUGGAGCAAUCGAACGUGUUUGCAAUGGCAAUUUUACAACGAAAUGGACGCCGAGGCCAAGAAAAAGCACGACACCGAGGCGUGGAACAAGGCCAAGGAAGCAGCGGCCGUUCUCUACGAGAGGAGGCGAUGGGUUGCGGCCCCGCAUGCAAUCGAAGAUGAGAUGCCGCGCGCGCCGUUGCCGCCGGUCAUGCUGCGCAGCCGCUCUUCCAUUCGCGCCGCGGCGCCUGCUGAGAUGGAAGAGGUCGCCGUGGAAGAAGAAGCAGAAGGACCGCAGCGACCUUCGAGGUCAUGCCCCGGCGGUCAGGCUAUGGGUGCGUCUGGAUCUACGGGAUCCAAAGGACAGGGGCACGGCCCACCCCCUGCAGAGCCGCCUGCCGUGAAGACAGAGACACCUGGCUCCAGCCAGAAGCAGCAAAUCGUGAUCAAUAUCACGAGUUCUUGA
Messenger RNA from Cladocopium goreaui, 1527 nucleotides. NCBI's taxonomy places the organism in Eukaryota, Dinophyceae, Suessiales, Symbiodiniaceae. The record is from the annotation of a GenBank genome assembly.